UUCUUCAAAACAAACAACUUGUUUGGUCCGAUUUCUCCGAUCGAUCAUGGCUAACUCUGCGAUGGCAACCGAGCAACUUUGCUACAUCCCUUGCAACUUUUGCAACAUAAUUCUCGCGGUGAGUGUCCCAUGCAGCAGCUUGUUCGACAUCGUGACCGUCCGAUGCGGUCACUGCACCAAUCUGUGGUCUGUAAACAUGGCAGCUGCUCUUCAGUCACUUUCACGCCCUAAUUUCCAUGCAACGAACUAUGCAGUACCAGAGUAUGGAUCUUCCUCAAGAGACCACACCAAAAUCCCUUCAAGAAUUUCAACUCGUACCAUAACUGAGCAAAGGAUAGUAAACCGUCCCUCGGAGAAGCGGCAGCGAGUACCUUCUGCGUACAACCAAUUCAUAAAAGAGGAAAUUCAAAGGAUUAAGGCGAAUAAUCCAGACAUAAGCCACAGAGAAGCAUUCAGCACCGCUGCCAAGAAUGUAAGUUUUUAUUUCUUUUAUAUGUUCAAAUAAUUUUAUUAAGUAUGAGCUUUUGGUUUAGCCAAAAGAAAUAUCAAAGUUUUAGUAACCAAUAAAUUAAAGAACUAUUU
This is a messenger RNA of Arabidopsis arenosa, 582 nucleotides long. The record is from the annotation of a GenBank genome assembly. NCBI's taxonomy places the organism in Eukaryota, Viridiplantae, Streptophyta, Magnoliopsida, Brassicales, Brassicaceae.